Messenger RNA from Pelodiscus sinensis (Chinese soft-shelled turtle), 6182 nucleotides. It is a transcript of the gene SRSF11, whose product is annotated as serine and arginine rich splicing factor 11. NCBI's taxonomy places the organism in Eukaryota, Metazoa, Chordata, Testudines, Trionychidae. Gene Ontology annotation, cellular component: nucleoplasm. Gene Ontology annotation, biological process: RNA splicing. Gene Ontology annotation, molecular function: RNA binding. The record is from RefSeq and is a predicted model, not a curated record.
GGGAUAACGGCCCUCAGGCCCAGACGCCUCUCCUGCUAAGUCCCCCGUGCAGCAGCCCAUACUGCACAUGCGCGGGUAUUUCCAUAGCCAUGGCGCGAACAUGUCGCAUGCGCGAGAGCUGCACGACAUGGUUGACUGCAUGUGCAAUAGCUGCAAGUCCUUGGGAGAGGUACAGGCAGUGGACAUGCGCAAAUGGGGCGUCUGUGGGCGAGGCGAGUUGUGCGUCUGCGCAAGAUCAUCGAAGUACGCGGAUCGCGCUUGCGUAGAGAAGAGCAGUAAAGGAUUGUGGGAUACUAGUUACGGCCCGGGCAGGCUGCUGGAGCGGGCAGCUGGUGGCAGUUAUUACUCCACAACGGUUGUUUUGUGCGCGAGGCCCGUGGUUGUGCCCGGACGGGUAGCGGCAGGGGACACAGCAAAACGCUACCCGGUUCCUAACGCGCUCUUCCCCUUCCCUGAUGUGUUUGUAGCACUGGAGUGGGAGGCAGCGCGAUGUCUUCAAGCAGCGGCACCGACGUGAUCCAGGUCACCAAUGUCUCUCCUAGCGCCAGCUCCGAGCAGAUGCGGACACUCUUCGGCUUCCUGGGCAAGAUCGAGGAGCUGCGCCUUUUUCCUCCCGAUGAUUCUCCUUUGCCUGUUUCUUCACGGGUCUGUUUUGUAAAGUUCCACGAUCCUGACUCAGCAGUUGUGGCCCAACAUCUGACAAACACUGUGUUCGUUGACAGAGCAUUGAUAGUCGUACCAUAUGCAGAAGGAAUUAUUCCUGAUGAGACUAAGGCUUUAUCUCUUUUGGCACCAGCUAAUGCUGUGGCAGGUCUGCUGCCUGGAGGUGGUCUCCUGCCUACUCCCAACCCACUUUCUCAGAUUGGUGCCGUUCCUUUAGCUGCUUUGGGAGCUCCUGCUCUUGAUCCUGCCCUAGCCGCUCUUGGGCUUCCUGGAGCAAACUUAAACUCUCAGUCUCUUGCGGCAGAUCAGCUACUAAAGCUUAUGAGCACGGUGGAUCCAAAGUUGAACCAUGUAGCUGCAGGUCUUGUCUCACCAAGUCUGAAAUCUGAUACGUCCAGUAAAGAAAUAGAGGAAGCUAUGAAAAGAGUACGAGAAGCACAAUCACUGAUUUCUGCUGCCAUAGAGCCAGAUAAAAAAGAUGAAAAACGAAGGCAUUCAAGAUCAAGAUCACGAUCAAGAAGGAGGAGAACUCCUUCUACUUCUAGGCACAGACGGUCAAGAAGCAGGUCAAGGAGGCGGUCACAUUCAAAGUCAAGAAGCAGGAGGCGAUCUAAAAGUCCGAGAAGGAGGAGAUCUCAUUCCAGAGAGAGAGUCAGAAGGUCUCGGAGCACAUCCAAAACCAAGGAUAAAAAGAAGGAAGAAAAAGAAAAGAAACGUUCUAAAACUCCACCAAAGAGCUACAGCACAGCCAGACGAUCAAGAAGCGCAAGCAGCCAAGACUGCCCCUUCUCCAAGCCACACCCUUCCUUUGUUCAGACCCCUUCCCUGGACAGAGAACGACGGCGCAGAAGAAGCAGGAGUGCAACACGGUCACCUAAAAAGCCCAGGUCCCCCAAAAGAAAAUUGUCUCGGUCUCCAUCUCCAAGAAGACACAAAAAGGAAAAGAAGAAGGAUAAAGACAAAGAGAGAAGCAGAGAUGAGAGAGAACGGUCAACAAGCAAGAAGAAAAAAAGCAAAGACAAAGAGAAGGAUCGGGAAAGAAAAUCUGAGAGUGACAAAGAUGUAAAAAAUGGUGAUGGAAGAAUAGCAGGAACAGGAUAAUGAAAUGCAAGGGUGUGCAUCAGCUGUACAACUCUAAAAGUUAACCUGUUAAAGAAGGUCCUGAAAUGACAGAACAGUUCACUGGUUUAAAUGAGUAGGUAUUGGAGUAAAACUAAAACUAGCACAGACACUUAUAAUUUUUGAGUCUGAAACAUUUAACCAAAAUGGUUUUUUAAUUGUCAUUUUUCCACAGGCAUUUUAAAAUGAAACUUGCCAUUUAGCUAUACAGUGUCAUUUUUAGAAUUUGUAGAAAUGUAACUUUUUAAAAAACUGUUCAGUAUUUUGUCAAUACAGAGAGGUAUAUGUCAAUACAAACAGUUCUCCUAGCCUUUUCUUUCUAGUUGAGUGAAACAAGAUGGUAAUACUAGCAAACAAGGAGAAAAAUAUGCAUAUUGUAAUGAAAUUACAUUUCCUUCAUAUUUGAAUUGCAUUUAUUUUGCUAUCAAGUACAGAACAAAAGAAAACUGCUCCAUGGCUUUUAUUAAAAAUUGGUAGAUUAUUAACACACUGUUGCAUAAGCAUUGAAUAAUGAAGAGUAUCCCGUCUUCAGAUAAUCAAGAAGUGUAGUGGUUCAGACUCGAAAAAUACUACACAAGUUUACAUUAUCUUCAGAAAUAGGAGCAUUGUGUGUUGGAAUUGGUUGUGUAAAUAUAUAGUAUGAAUAUAACUAAAGGUGCCUGAAGACACAUUGGAAGUAACUAAAAAAGUUUAUAAACUACCAUUUACUAAGUCACAUUAUUUCACCAGUAGAAUGAAUUAAUUGCUUAAUGCUUCUACCUAUUACAAAAUUGAAUGCAGAUGUCCUAGUUCAGAAGUCAGCAUGUAUUAAAUUCAUUUUUUUUCCACCAGCAGACAACUUUGGGAUCAUUUAAUAAAUGCUGAUUACACUGAGGUUAAUUUAGAUCAGACCUUAAUGUGUGAAGUGGGGUGGUAUUUGCUUCAGCAACUGGAGAACAAAUAUAAAUGAGAUGUGGCCUAGUAACCUUUUAAUGAGCUCUCUGCAUUCUGAGAUACACUAAGUCUACAGUUGAUGGCUACUGCUGAUUUUUGCAGCAGUUUCAUAUAGAAAACAAAAACAGAUUUAAUUAACUACUAAAAUGAAAUCAGUUUAGUGUUCAUUGUGUAUGGCUCUGGUUUUUUUCCAAGGUCUUGGCAUUUGCUGCAGAAUCUUAAGUUGUCAUUUUUAGAAUAUUGUCUCUUAUGGUUGUGCAAAGGACCAAUACUAAAUGAUUAUUUUAGCUCCCUGAGCCUGUAGUGGUAGCUCUGCCACAUGUAAAAUGCAACCACUCCUUUUGAUGGGGUGUCAGCUUUGAAGAUGGAGAAAUGCUAACAUUCCUUAUUUUAGCAAAAUCAGUCAAUUACUGUGCUUAUGUUGGUGUGGAAAUGUACAUUCUUCAGCUAUAUGUCCAUAUGGAGGUUCUAUUGUAGGCAUUACAGGCCUCCAUAAUUUCCUUAGUCCUGUUCAGAGCAGCUUCUUGGGUCUCCAUAUGGAUCCAUACCACCUUGCCUUCAGUGCCACUCAGUUCUUUCUUUACUAUCUGCAGCUUGAAAUGAAGCAACUGCUUGUCUGUUGAUUCACAGCUUCCUCCCUUUCUUUGUAUUCCAUUCAUUAUUUUUUCCUUAUUUCUUUAGUGUUACAUGGCUGUGUUUAAAGGGGGUUAUUGCCUCCCCUUCACUCCACUACCAGUCUGAUUUUUUUUUUUAUGCCAAACAUCCUGGGUUCAAGCUGUUAACAGACCUGCCACAGGUUUUUUUAAUUGCGGUGCUGGGAAUUCAAGCCAUUUUCCGUAGUUCAGAGUCACCUAUAUCCUAUCAGUGUGUAAUCUCUGCAUAGAAUCUAAAGGCAGGUUUGAGAGAGACAGAGGCUAGACUGAAGCUCCUUUUAAUUGAGCACUCAUUAGCCUUGGUGUAUGUGUGUGUGGGGGGUCCAUUUUCCCUCUGUGGACAUCAACCUUACAUUUCUGGACUGUACUGGUGGCAGCACCAGCUUCAGAGGCUAGGACUUCAAAGAAGCAUUUUUCUCCUUCCACUCUAACCCCUCACAUCCCUCAAAGGAUGCAUGUAAGACUCCAUCUGAACCUGGUACCAAGCCACUAGGUACAGCACAAGAAACAGCAUGUGGAAAAGUCUUAAUAGAAGUAUCUUCCUUAUUACCAACUGACCUUUCCAAGCACUAAGGUAAGAUCAUGCACAGGCCCCCUGUGCACACAGUUGGUAGCCUAUUAUCUCACUUACCAGGUCUUCAGGAUCAGAGAAGUCUUUAUCUGCAAGUUUUCUCAGUAUACGCUUACUAUCUUGGCAAUGUUAGGCCCAGUAUCAACUCAGUCUACUGCACAACAUAGCUCUCCAGCACCCUCCAGAUUUCUUUCCAACAACCUUUUUAAACCAGAGGCAUUCGUCUCUUGUGGCUAUUGUCCUUUACCAGAAACCCUUCCCUGGUAUUGUGUAGCACCCAUGGCUGAUGCUAUUUCCUUCAGCCCAGAGGUUCAGAUUUAAAAAUCUGAAGGCCUCAAUAGAGGGCCUUUUUCUUUAUCUUGCCACUGCAUCCCACUCAGCCAGUAUUCUGAAGGUGUUCUUUUGGACCCUACCAGACAUCCUGGACCCAGAGCUUAUGAUCAUUUCAGGGAAAAAAGUAUGGUUCCACCCAGAAAGAAAUCCCAGUACUUGCUAAUACCACCACAUCAUUUGUAGGCCGCCACAGCUAAACAUUGGCAUUUGGUACUCUAGUGCUUUAUGUACCUCAGUUCCAGAAGCAGUCCCUACCUCUUGGAGGGGAAACUCAUUCCAUCAGCUAAGUCCUUUUCAUUCAGUAAUGCCCCCUCUCCCCAACCUUGCACCAUGAUUUAAAGGCUUUCAAAGACCUCAUGAAACCUCUGGCAGAAUCCUUCCAGAUCUCAUUAGAUGAAGUCUAGGACUCAACACUCCUUGGUGGAAAUAAAUUAUUACCCUUCAGGAAAAAAAUGAACUAAUAAGUAAGGCUCUUAUUACCUGCUCAUAGUCUAGUAAAUAACUGCCACUAUCCAGCUCACCUGUCAGCAGGCAAAUAAAAAGUAAUAUUCCACGGAAGAAAAAGGAACAUUUCUCACCUCUUUUCCAUUUCCUGGUUGGUACAUGUGGCUAAUGAAGGGUAGAGGUAGGCCUAUUCCACACCCUCUCCUUAUGAUAAUAGAGUCUAAAAGUUAAAUCUUGUAGCAUAGCAAAAGCUACAUGUCAGCAGCUCUCCUAUUUUGUGUGGUAAACUACCAAGCCCUGUUGUCAAAAUAACUUCAACACACAUUACCAGUUCACUCAUUUUAUUAAACAUCUGCCCUAAGACCAGAUGGAACAACUGGGGCUCACUAGUUCAGAGAGUCUAUUGACAGCUAGAAACUACCUCCAAGCUUCCAUACAGGUCAGAGAGAGGUUCUAGAUCCCUAGCCAAAGCCAUAGUACUAUGAAUGGCUUCUGUCUUCAGGUCUCCCAAGAGAAGUGCAGAUUAUGGUUGAAUUUCUGGCUCCUUUAAAGGAAUCAGCUCUUCAACUCUAAUAGGAACUCCACACUACAUACUGUGAAGGAUUUGAGAGCUACCUUUAGUCACUGUGAAUCUGCAUUUCUGCAACAAAAAAUGGUUUGAUAAGUCUGAAUGUAAGUGCAAUCUAGUUCGUUACAAUCUAUCCUGCAACUAGCUUUGAAACCUUUCUACUUUUAGAGGGAAGUGAUCUAUUCCUGCAAAUAUAGGACUACUGCUUUCUACAGCUACAUUUAUACCUCCCUCAGAAACAGUUUGGUAUCUUGGUUAUGGAUGCUAAAUUGCAGUUAUCUGAGUAAUUGUGUAGUUGAUGAUACAAACUCUAUUGACUACAUGGUUAGUUAAGGACCACGCUGCAGAGCUGCAGCAGGGGUAGUUCCAGGUGCUGGCUUGAGCCUGGGACUGAGCAGUCCUGACUCAUGCUGGCUCCGGAAACCACCUGCGCUACAGCUCUGCAUUUUCAAUGUAGUGAGUGCCUCUGGGCUCUUGCUGCAUUUAAAAUACAGAGUGUCAGUGUCCUGGUCCAGUGAGAACCAGGACAGCUUGGUCCUGGCUUGCACUGAGUCCAGCAGCCCUUCUCUGUUGGAGCCCUGCUCCUUGCUGGGGCCCUUGUGUACAGAGGCUGCUGCCAGAGCAGCCUUUGCCCAUGGCAUGCCUUGGCCUGCUGCAGAAAGAGGCUGCUUCACAGCAGCCUCCCCUAUCCCUCCCUCACACCUCGGCUCCCCGAUAGACAGGUGGCACAGAAAAAACGGUGCUGGGAGCAACUGGCUUUUGAGCCAGCUAGGGAAGAGGGGGAAACUGGUGUAACUGCAUGUGAACCAAUGAGCCCAUUGGUUAACCAUAUAAAUGGUUUCACUUUCACAUCCCUAAACUCAAACCUGGUGGCUACGUCUACACUGGCCCCUUUUCC